AUGCCAAGUAAUACAAAUUCAACACCUCCUGACCUACAUCCAAUAUUAAAAAAUCAGGUUCAUAAUGGUAGUUAUGUUAUUCCUGGAGUUUAUGAUUUGAGUGUGGAAGACACGAAUUGGGUGUUGACUUCAUCGUUCAUCAUAUUCACAAUGCAAACUGGUUUUGGAAUGCUUGAAUCCGGAUGCGUGUCGAUAAAAAACGAAGUCAAUAUUAUGAUGAAAAACAUUAUUGACAUAGUCCUUGGAGGAUUCACCUAUUGGAUUUUUGGAUAUGGAAUGUCAUUUGGCAGAGGACCACUCUCAACACCAUUUAUUGCAAUCGGUGACUUUCUAUUGGAUCCUGUAGUUGGAGAUCCACUAAUGGGUCAGAUAUUUGCUUCAUUUUUAUUUCAACUUUCGUUUGCAACUACAGCAACAACUAUUGUUAGCGGUGCUAUGGCAGAAAGGACUAAUUUCAAGGCAUACUGCCUGUUUUCAUUGCUUGAUACAGCAGUUUAUUGUAUCCCAGCUGGAUGGGUGUGGGUUGAAGCGGAGUGUAUAUUGGGAGCAGUGGAUAUUGCUGGAAGUGGGCCAGUGCAUUUAAUUGGAGGUGCUUCGGCUUUUGCUUCAGCAGCAAUGCUUGGACCGAGAUUGGGGCGUUAUGCAGAUGGUUACGACCCUUUGCCACUCGGCAACCCUGUCAACGCUUGUCUGGGACUUUUUGUUCUCUGGUGGGGAUGGUUGGCUUUCAACUCUGGAAGCACCUAUGGAGUCAGUGGAUCAAAAUGGCAGUAUUCUGCUAGAGCAGCUGUCAUGACUAUGAUGGGAUCUUUUGGAGGAGGUGUCACCAGCUGCAUUUACUCCUUUUGGCGACAUGAUGGCCGUUUGGACAUUAUCGAUCUAAUAAAUGGAAUUUUGGCUUCUUUGGUCUCCAUCACUGCAGGCUGUUUUCUAUAUCGUGCUUGGGAGGCUUUUCUAAUUGGAGCUUUGGGAGCAAUAUUAUGUUGUUUCUCGAUGCCAUUAUUUGAUCGUUUGGGUGUGGACGAUCCUGUUGGAGCAAGUUCUGUUCAUGGUGUUUGUGGUAUUUGGGGUGUAAUAGCGGUUGGAUUAUUUGCCGAUAAUCCAAUUCCAUUAGAUACAACCAAUGGACGAUCGGGAUUAUUUAAAGGAGGUGGCUGGUAUUUACUGGGAAUUCAAACUUUAUCAGCAUUUUGUCUAACUUGUUGGGGCAUUUGUUCAACUGCUAUUCUACUCUUUUUCGUUGAUAAAAUUGUUCCUAUUCGAAUGGAUCCAUAUGAAGAACUUUUAGGUGCGGAUAUGAUGGAACAUAGAAUUCGACAUCAACAAAUUGGACUCUCAAGGGCUAUUUCAGCAUUGACUCCAUUGCAAGCAGAUCUCAAGAAUUUGAAUAAUUUAAAGUCAAUUGGUGUGAAUCCUGGACAUGAUAAGAGUAUCGAAGAACUUAGAGCAGCAGAAGAUAAACUUGCUUAUUGGCAGAAUUAUGUGGAAAAACAUCUAAUAAAGGGAAUCAACGUGGACGUUAAAGCUAACGAAAAGGAGAAAGAUGAUCAAAACACAAUUAUUGCUGGUAAUUUGUUUUCUAAGAAAGAUAACGUAAUUAAGAACUCAGAUAUUCAUACGAUUUCGAAUGGAAACACAAAUGGUGUUUUUGCUUGGGUUGAUUAA
This is a messenger RNA of Episyrphus balteatus (marmalade hoverfly), 1665 nucleotides long. RefSeq names its product putative ammonium transporter 3. Gene Ontology annotation, molecular function: ammonium channel activity. Lineage: Eukaryota; Metazoa; Arthropoda; Insecta; Diptera; Syrphidae. Gene Ontology annotation, cellular component: membrane. The transcript has 5 exons. The record is from RefSeq and is a predicted model, not a curated record. Bases 1 to 1665 code for a protein of 554 amino acids. Gene Ontology annotation, biological process: ammonium transmembrane transport; ammonium homeostasis.